Messenger RNA from Anas platyrhynchos (mallard), 3850 nucleotides. It is a transcript of the gene BLOC1S4, whose product is annotated as biogenesis of lysosomal organelles complex 1 subunit 4. NCBI's taxonomy places the organism in Eukaryota, Metazoa, Chordata, Aves, Anseriformes, Anatidae. Gene Ontology annotation, cellular component: BLOC-1 complex. The record is from RefSeq and is a predicted model, not a curated record.
GCCCCCUCACGUGAUGGCGGCGCCUCCUCCCUCGCGUAAUGGCGGCGCCGCCUGACGGGACGGGCAGCGGCGGCAUGGCGGCGGCACCGGGGGGGGACGGCGACGGGGCCGGGCCGGGCCCCAGCGGGGGUAACGGGGACAGCGGGCACGUCUCCCAGAGCCACAGCAACGCCUCCGGGCUCGGCGAGCAGGAGGACGAGGAGGGGGACGCCCUGGAGGCGUCGCUCAGCGCCACCGCCGCCGCUUACACCGCCUACCUGCUCGUCGACCGCAGCGCCUUCAGCGAGCAGGUGGAGAGCCUGGAGAGGAGCCUGGACGAGCUGCUGACCAGGGUGGAUGAGUUCGUGGGGAUGCUGGACAUGAUUAGAAGCGAUUCCUCCCAAGUCAUCAAUGAAAGCAUACCCGAAAUUUACACAAAAGCUACAGAAAUGAGACAGGUAUACAAGAAGAUUGACAACCUAGAGGCUUUUGUGAAGAUGAUUGGAAACUGUGUGGCUGGAAUGGAAGAACGGGUCACAAAGGCAGAAACAGACCUCGGAGCUUUCCCAAGCACAUUCAAGAAAAUCUUGCACACAAUCAGCAUGCCAUCCUUCCUUAACAAAUCGUCUUCCUCACGACAACAGACCCCCUAUGAACCUCCAGUCCUCUUCAAGACUGAAGACUAUUUUCCGUGUCUUAAUGAAGCACCUUAUUGACAAUUUUUGUUCUGGGAUUGGAAUUAAUCAGCCGGAACAGAGAAAGCCAAGUGAACAAAAGAAAUGCUAACCUCAAAACAGCUGCAUUUCUGAGCGUUAUUAAUGGCAUAUUGCCAUUCUGAUUCUCAUUGUCUUCCUUCAGGCAGUGUUUUCAGGUAAUCUUUGUUUGUGAAUAUUCUUUGAAAAGUCUUCCUAAAACACAGUAUACGUUUUCAGAUUAUAUUGGGAAAUGAACUUCUACAGCAGGGUUGUGUUUGUUCUGUGUUUUUUUUUUUUUAUAGGGAAAUAAUAGGAAACAUACUUUUAUAUUAUAUAUCUUUUAACACUUCAGUAUCUGUGCUGCUGCAAAUGUAAAUAGCCGUACCUCAAGGAUGUCUUUUUUUUUUUUUAAUAUACUGACUGAGGUGAAAGAAAAGCUCUAUGCAUAAAAUCAUUGUAAGUUUUGGAACUUGGUCCCUGCACUGUGUGUAGACAAGCGCACCGCAGCAGGAUGUGCAGGUGGCAAGGGGAGGACUCGGAAGAUUGGUGAGGAGUCAAGGACAUGGCUUGGCGUGUGGGAUCCUGUCCCAGUUCACAACACAACAUCCCGGCCCUCUGAUGACCAGCAGGUCACUGUGGCCACACCUUCUAAUUCCUGCAGCGUUGUGUUGAUCGAUGUGGAGUCAGGUGGGCAUGGUAUAUAUGAUCUGCUGUCAGAAAGAAAAAGUGUGUAAACUGAGGCAGGGCUAUCCCUGGGCUGAGCCUUUGUAGGACACCUGCCCUGACCUUACACUUCUCCCUUUCAAACCUCUGUGCAGUGACUGGUGCUGCUUGUGCUGACUGGAGUGGGAGUAAAAUGUCAAUAAACUAAUGGCUAUCUAACACCUGGUGUACUCUUGAAUCACACCUGAGGGUCCUGAACUGCACAGUUAUUUCUGAGAACCUUUUUGUUACAGCCUGCUGUAACAUCCUAGCAGUUGUUAAUCAUUACUUGUUAUGUUCUUAAAAUCAUUAGGCUUUAAAAACAGUUUUAAUAUAAAAGCAACACCUGAACUUCAACACAGAGUCUAGAACUUACACUUACAUGGGAACACACAGGAAAGAGCAGACGCAUUUCUAUCAAGAGGAACACCCAAAUACUCUCUCUCACCACUCCUUACUUUCUUCAAUACCUAAGCAUUUCGCUCUAGACAUUCCAUUGCAGCAGCAGUUGCCUUUCCAAAAGGCAGGGUACCUGUCCAUUUAUGUCAGAAUAAUAAAGGCUUAUUAGUCCUUCUCAGUGAAAUCUAAAGAAAUGGUGUGCCUAUAACUUAGUGUAAAAACCUAAGGCUGCAGUCAAAUAUUCUUAAGCACACCAAAUACUCUCAAGCACACUGAUACUGAUGGUACAAAACCUCUUAAUUUUAGAACCGCUUUCUAACUAAUGGAUCAACUGCUCAAAUAACUUUUCCCGUUACUGAAUGGAGCUGAAUGAAUUCAUUGACAAAUGCAAGGAGGAAAAACUGAAGUGGGCUUUUACGUUAAAACAGUUCCAUGGAAAACAUAAUUUAUUUUCAAAGAACGCCAUAAACAAAAACAAUGCAAUUCCCAUGACUCAUAGUUUGUAUGUUGUAAAUGCUCCAGAAUAUUUUUAAUUCUGACAAUAAUGGACAGAGCAUUGAAGAUUCACUAAAGAAAUGCUAUAACAUGCAAUGCUCCCAGGUUGGAUGGGGCUUUGGGCAACCUGGUCUGGUGGGAGGUGUCCCUGCCCAUGGCAGGGGGUUGGAACUGGGUGGGCUUUAAGGUCCCUUCUAACCCAAGCCAUUAUGUGAUUCUAUAAAAGUACUGAUGAUACCUAAGCUGUGGCUUUUUUAUAUAUAUAUGGUACAGAAUAACAAGGUUACAGCUGAUCUGAGACCAUAGUAUUAGAAAGUUUAAUAAACUGAUGCAUUUUUAUAAUACUAACAAGAUCCACGCGUUCACUCUGGUAUUGAGUGGGUUGAUGCGUACUACCUUGCCCGUCUCUUCACUUGUGGUAACUCUUAUCAAGCAGGAAUAAUGUAAAACCCAAGAGCUCACACUCAGUAAAGAAAGCUUAUAGUUUCAAAUCUUUUAUUCUGUCUGCCAUUGUUACCUUGUAUUACUGUGAAACCAGUAUUAGCUAUAUUAUGAAUUAAGCUUGAUAUUUAUAAUUUUCUGUACACUAUUUAUCUUUCUCCUGUUGCCUGGGUUUCAAGAUCUGAAGCCAAUAACAAUAGCAAUAUGUUACCUAUUUUUAACAUGAAGAGUUCUUCAUAUAGCACUGAUUUAAAACAACACAUUUAAUGAGCUGAGUUGCCAAAAGUUGGUUGUCAAGUGUAUGAAACAAGCUGAUGUUAAACAGCAACAGAAUUGUCUACACACAAAUCUUACUUUUCUUCCCUCACACCAAACGUUAACCUAUCGCAGAAGAGAGAAUGCUAAAAGUUUUUAUAUCUUUAUAGUUAGGUAUGGUUUGGGUUUCUAUUUGAAAGUAGUACUGUGACUUGUCAAAAUAUAUCUGCGUGCUUUAAGAGGUGUGUUCAGAUAUAAUAAAAGCUGCAUCCACAAGAUACACAGGAUGGGUUGAAUGUCAGAGCUCCGCAUUUCUCAUAGCUCUUGGACAAAAAUCAACGCAAUCUGCCUUAACUAAAUAUUUACUUACAUGAUAAACUGUGCCUGCAGAAGGCAGAUAAAGACUGACACUAGUAAUUCAUUAUCUUGGGGCAUGCAUAUUUUGUUCCACACUUGAGCAACACCACUGCAGGUGCUAUAAAGUCUAGGGUAAUUACUGCCAUGAGAAGAAACAGAUCUGAUGAUUUAUCUAGACAAUUAAUAAAUUGAGUUUUAAGAUUUAAAGAUGCAUUGGAUUACACUGAUGUUAUCAAAACUGAUAGCAGUGCAUGGCUUCUGCUGACAAUAACCUUCAAGCUUAAGUAGUUUUACCUACAAUGGUAAGAAAUUAGUAGGAAGUUUAAUUUGGAUUCUGUCAUGCACAGGAAUUGUUUCCAAAUGCUCAGAUCCUGAGAUUCAGAGAGCGAUCCUGUGUGAAAACACCUUCCAGAAUUAGAAGAGCAAGAUAACUUGCAUCUGUGUCUAUGAAGAGCACUUUACAUCUGGAAUUUGUAAAUGUUGCCAGGUUACCUUACAAGAAAAAUAAAUAAAUUAUGACACUUUUA